Messenger RNA from Fusarium graminearum PH-1, 3420 nucleotides. RefSeq lists its product as uncharacterized. Lineage: Eukaryota; Fungi; Ascomycota; Sordariomycetes; Hypocreales; Nectriaceae. The transcript is spliced from 11 exons. Gene Ontology annotation, molecular function: ATP binding; ABC-type transporter activity; ATP hydrolysis activity. Gene Ontology annotation, biological process: transmembrane transport. The coding region runs from base 1 to 3420 and encodes 1139 amino acids. The record is from RefSeq and is a predicted model, not a curated record. Gene Ontology annotation, cellular component: membrane.
AUGGCGGCCACCUCACCGACAGAAACCGCCUUGGUGAUUCUGUACUACUUGUAUCCAGCUCUGGUUUUCACUUACUUUUUUUCUGCCUCCCUUGUCUCGGCUUGUACAGCAUCCUCCCAAAAGGAUGAACACAAGAAAAAACGCCCAAACGGGACAUUGAUACUCAUUCUCUACCUCUUGUGCAUUCUGACAUACGUCGCCCAGCUUUCGCUACUUGGUAUACAGGCCGCCCUUACUCGAGAAUGGCCAACUGAAGAUCACAUCAUCAUUGGGCAUUUGGCGUGCAUUCUGGCGUUUGGGAUUCAGCUCACCCGUUGUCUUGACACUGAACAUGGACCUUUUUAUCCUUUCAUCGGCUCAUUGGCGCUCGGCCUGUUCACGCUUGGUGCAUCAGUUCAGGCUGAAUCGGACGAAGAACGGGAACCACUGUUACCCAAGGCCACAACCACCUCACCCAGCACUCCAACUAGUCAGGAGUCUGGGUAUGGUUCAACGCUUCAGGUCGAGGAAGAAGAAGACGAGACCCCAGAAUAUAGCUGGGAACGUCGCGAGCGAGAGGCCAAGGAGGCUAUGAAAAAGAGACUUGAGGAAGGUGGUAACUGGUUUGAGUAUGCGAAAGGUUUCAAGAUUCUCUUCCCCUAUGUGUGGCCUGUUGGGAACGUCGGCCUGCAGCUUCGUGCAGCAGCUGUAUGCCUUUGCUUAUUCGCAUCCAACGCUCUCCACCUUUUGAUCCCCCGCCAAACUGGAAUCAUCAUGGACAGUUUGAAUGGUUCUAGUAACAGCAACCCUUGGAUCGCAGUCAUCAUAUUUGCCGCACUUCGUUUGGCUGCCUCUGAAUCCGGCAUUGAGCUUAUUCGCCAAUGGCUAUGGGUCCCUGUUAAGUACUACUCCCAUGAUGCACUGACACGAGCGGCCUACUCCCAUAUGAUGCACCUCUCAGCAGAUUUCCACGAUUCGAAGAGUUCAUCAGAUAUGAUGAUGGCUAUCUACGGAGGCAGCGCGGUAUCCAACGUCGUUGAGAAUGUUUUACUUUAUGCUGUUCCUAUGCUCAUCGAUAUGGGCGUAGCCAUUGUCUACCUCUCCAUCACAUUUGGCCCAUACGAAGGUCUUAUUACAGUGGCCACCGGUAUCUUCUUUCUCCUUAUCGCCAGUAGACUUGUGGCCAACUCCAAGGCAGCCAGCCGAAAUCGGGUCAAUGCACUAUACGAGGAACAUUAUGUGCGUCAGUCCGGCUUUCUGGGGUGGCAGACUGUCAGUGCCUUCAACCAGAUUGGUUAUGAAGAUAACCGGCACGCCAAUGCAGUUACCAAUCGUUGGCUUAGAGAGCAGCAAUAUGUGCUGGGAUGGUAUAUCUCUAUUGGAUUUCAGACUCUGGUUCUCACAUCUGGUCUUCUUGCCAGUGCGUUUCUAGCUGUUUACCGUAUCAAAGCCGGCCAUGCAACCCCUGGACAGUUUGCGAUGCUCUUGAUGUAUUGGGCACAGUUGACAUCGCCGCUUCAAUUUUUCGCAAAGCUGGGGAAAAACGUCAGCGACGACUUCAUCGAUGCCGAACGCCUACUAGACAUCAUGAGAACCCAGCCUUCAGUUGAGAACCAGAAGGGAGCCAGGCCAUUGAAAUUUGUUGCUGGCGAGGUGGAUUUCGAAAAAGUUUCUUUCAGUUAUGAUAAAAAGAAGGCCAUUAUUAAGGAUGUCAGCUUUCACGUUCCUGCUGGGCAAACUGUUGCUUUCGUUGGGGCUACAGGAGCGGGAAAGUCAACUCUUAUCAAACUGCUAGAUCGAUUCUACGACGUGGGCGAGGGCCGUAUCUGUAUCGAUGGUCAGGACAUCAGAGACGUUGACCUGUUCAGUCUUCGCGAUCGCAUUGGGGUCGUCCCUCAAAGCCCAAUCCUAUUCGACGAUACAAUCAUGAACAACGUUCGAUAUGGAAGAAUCACAGCAACCGACGAGGAAGUAUACGACGCAUGCAAAGCUGCGUGUAUUCAUGAUAAGAUCAAAGGCUUUACCCAUGGGUACAAGACGCGUGUUGGAGAGCGUGGCGUGAAAUUAUCUGGCGGCGAACUUCAACGCAUUGCUAUAGCUAGGGCAAUGCUCAAGAAGCCAGAUAUCGUUCUGCUCGACGAAGCUACCAGCGCGGUAGACACAGAUACCGAGCAACAGAUCCAGGUCUCUUUCAAAAGAUUAUGUAGUCACCGCCUUUCCACGAUUAUGAACGCAGACCGAAUUAUUGUGGUUGAGAAUGGCGAAAUCCUUGAACAGGGCAAUCACGACGAACUUAUCGUUGCCGGAGGAAGAUAUGCGGACCUUUGGUCCAAGCAAGUUUUUGUGCGACCCAAGGAUGAAGACAAGGAUACCUCAUCCGGUCAGGCAGGAUUCGUUAACGACUUAUCCUCGGAGCAGACCAAGGCUGAGCUGUCGAAGGUCAAGAAGCCGGCAGCCGCAGCCAGUGAACAAGGGAAAUCGUCCAAGGCACAGGACAGUGAAGGCCAAGUCACCGGUACCCCAACGCAAAAGCGAGAGGGAAACCGAUUGAAUCCUGUCGCCGCUACGUUUACCCCCAGAACGCUGGCCAAGGCUAGGCUAUUAAUGGCGACUGAAACAUCCGAAGCAUCGACCAUAUCGACUGCUGACAAUGAGGCGAUUAACGGGAGUCGGGUUGCUCAAGACAGCGAUCACGUGGCACCACAGAGUACAGCAUCCAACGAAAAGAAGAAGGCUUUUAUUGCAGCGGUCGAUCAUGCUCUGAAGAAUAAACGUGCAAGUCGUGUUGAUACUGGUGAAAAUAUGGAGUCCCCUGCCACGGUCGCAAAUGAACCUAAACCCUCCGAAAAGAAGGAAGAUGCUACAGAGGGCCAACGUGUCGAAUACAAGCUUCCAUACUAUUCCCGACGUAACCAAUCCAAGAGCGAGCCGUCGCAGGGGUCACACAGUUCGGAUGAACCUGACACGGACAGUGCAGUCUUGACUUCUGCAAUUGAGGGUCCAGCAUCCCCAAUGCGUCGUCGUGUUACAUUGCCUCCUAUGAAGGUCACUAUGGGAUCUCAAAUUCCACUGCCCACCGAGGUCAAGCAACAGAAGCUAAUGACUGCAUCGAAGCCGACUGGCCACUGCAAUAACCGGCAACAAGAGUCGUCUGCAAAGAACUCGGAUCGACUAACACAAAAUGACUUGCGAACUAUCGAAUCAUGCGCACCAGCACGACCUAAGGUUUCUCAAAAGAAAGAUGAAGUACCCGCCCAAAGCGCUAUCAAUGACGGCGUCAAAUCCAACCACGCCGAGUUGCCAGAACAGGACAAAGACAGAAUCACCUCUGGACCACGCCGGGGUGGGCGCGGAGGCCGAAGAGGGCGUACCCCUUGGUCCCGUGGCCGACAUGGCCGAGGCAACUAUCGGGGAGGCUCGCCAAACAGACAGGCAGCCUGA